ACAAAUAUUGGCAGCUGGGUCCACCACCAAUAAUGAUUCCUUCAAGCAUUCUGCAGUGUAGCUGCGUCCACCACCAAUAUCUGGCAGCUGGGUCCACCACCAACAAUGAUUCCUUCAAUCAUUCUGCAGUGUGGUAAUCCAAACCCAGUCUUUUGCACUUUGGUGGUAUCGCGGUAACAGAAACCAAUCCUCUGAAUUCCUAUUGCAAAGCAACAGUCGACACAGAUAUGGCGGAUGCCCUCCUCUCAGCUUCGCUUCAAGUUCUAUUCCAAAGGUUGGCUUCUCCAGAGCUCAUAAACUUCAUUCGGCGACGGAACCUUAGCGAUGAACUCCUCAGCGAGUUGAAGAGGAAACUCGUGGUUGUUCUCAAUGUGCUCGAUGAUGCGGAGGUGAAGCAAUUUUCAAACCCAAAUGUCAAAGAGUGGCUCGUCCAUGUCAAGGGUGCUGUGUAUGAUGCGGAAGACCUGUUGGACGAGAUCGCUACCGACGCUUUGCGUUGCAAGAUGGAAGCUGCUGACUCCCAAACCGGCGGAACUCUUAAGGCGUGGAAAUGGAACAAGUUCUCUGCUUCUGUGAAGACUCCAUUUGCUAUCAAAAGCAUGGAGUCCAGGGUCAGGGGCAUGAUUGAUCUACUGGAAAAAAUCGCACUAGAAAAAGUUGGGUUGGGGCUGGCAGAAGGUGGGGGCGAGAAACGGUCACCAAGACCAAGAUCACCAAUAUCCACUUCUUUGGAGGAUGACUCCAUUGUUGUCGGCAGGGAUGAAAUUCAGAAGGAGAUGAUGGAGUGGUUGCUUUCUGACAAUACAACAGGCGACAAAAUGGGGGUGAUGUCCAUAGUGGGCAUGGGCGGCAGCGGCAAGACCACGCUUGCUCGGCGUCUCUAUAACGAUGAGGAAGUGAAGAAACACUUCGACUUGCAAGCAUGGGUCUGUGUUUCCACUGAGUUUCUCCUUAUCAAACUCACCAAAACAAUUCUUGAGGAAAUUCGUUCUCCACCUACUUCCGCUGACAACCUAAAUUUGCUUCAGCUUCAACUCAAAAAGCAACUUAGUAACAAGAAAUUUCUGCUUGUCCUUGAUGACGUCUGGAAUUUAAAGCCUCGUGAUGAAGGUUAUAUGGAGCUUAGCGAUCGUGAAGGUUGGAAUAUUCUACAAACUCCACUCCUCGCUGCAGCAGAGGGAAGCAAGAUUGUCGUGACCAGUCGUGAUCAAUCUGUUGCAACAACCAUGCGAGCAGUCCCUACUCAUCAUCUUGGAAAUUAAGCUCUGAAGAUAGUUGGUCCCUGUUUAAAAAGCAUGCAUUUGAAGAUGAAGACCCCAACGCAUACCUUGAGCUUGAACGCAUAGGCAGACAGAUUGUGGACAAGUGCCAAGGAUUGCCUUUGGCUGUGAAAGCACUCGGCUGUCUCUUGUAUUCUAAGGUUGAAAAAAGGGAAUGGGACGAUGUGUUGAAAAGUGAUAUAUGGCAUCCGCAUAGUGGCUCCGAAAUUCUUCCGUCUUUGAUAUUAAGCUACCAUCAUCUUUCUUUACCUCUGAAGCAUUGUUUUGCUUAUUGUUCUAUUUUUCCCCAGGACCACCAAUUCAACAAAGAGAAGCUGAUUUUAUUAUGGAUGGCAGAAGGUCUUUUACAUCCACGACAAAACGAAGGAAGGAGAAUGGAAGGGAUCGGUGAGUCAUAUUUUGAUGAGCUUCUUGCCAAGUCUUUCUUUCAAAAAUCUGUUGGAAUAAAAGGAUCAUGCUUUGUAAUGCAUGAUCUAAUACAUGAAUUGGCUCAACACGUGUCUGGAGAUUUUUGUGCUCGAGUGGAAGAUGAUGAUAAGUUACCAAAAGUAUCUGAGAAGGCUCACCACUUUUUGUACUUUAAAAGUGAUGAUUAUACCUCGUUGGUUGCAUUUAAGAAUUUUGAGGCUAUGACUAAAGCUGAAUCUCUUCGGACAUUCUUAGAAGUGAAGACAGAAGAAGACUUUUAUCGUUAUGAUUUGAGUAAAAGAGUUUUGCAAGAUAUAUUACCAAAAAUGUGGUGUUUACGUGUGUUAUCAUUAUGUGCAUAUAGAAUAACUGAUUUGCCUAAAUCGAUAGGUAAUUUGAAACAUUUACGUUACUUGGAUUUGUCUUUAACAUUGAUUCAAAAAUUACCUGAAUCAGUAUGUUGUUUAUGCAAUUUACAAACGAUGAUGCUAAGAAAAUGUUCAAAACUUAAUGAAUUGCCUUCAAAGAUGGGAAAAUUGAUUAAUUUGCGCUAUCUUGAUAUUGAUGGAUGUGGUUCAUUGAGAGAAAUAUCAAGUCAUGGAAUUGGUCGAUUAAAAAAUUUACAAAGGUUGACUCGAUUUAUUGUGAGCCAAAACAAUGGAUUAAGAAUUGGAGAAUUGGGGGAGCUGUCAGAGCUUCGAGGAAAACUUUAUAUUUCAAACAUGGAGAAUGUGGUGAGUGUUAAUGAUGCAUCAAGGGCUAAUAUGAAGGAUAAAAGUUAUCUUGAUGAGUUAAUCUUUGGUUGGGGUGACAAGUGUACCAAUGGUGUUACACAAAGUGGUGCAACAACGCAUGAUAUACUCAACAAGUUACAACCUCAUCCAAAUUUAAAACAACUCUCCAUCACAAACUAUCCUGGUGAAGGAUUUCCAAAUUGGCUUGGAGAUCCUUCAGUGUUGAAUGUCGUGUCCCUUGAGCUUCGGGGUUGUGGCAAUUGCUCAACAUUGCCACCACUUGGACAGCUAACCCACCUUAAAUAUCUGCAAAUCUCAAGGAUGAAUGGAGUAGAGUGUGUGGGUGAUGAGUUCUAUGGGAAUGCUUCCUUUCAAUUCCUAGAAACACUAUCAUUUGAGGAUAUGCAGAACUGGGAGAAAUGGUUAUGUCGUGGAGAAUUCCCUCGUCUCCAGAAGCUUUUUAUACGAAGGUGUCCCAAACUCUCUGGGAAAUUACCAGAACAACUUCUUUCAUUGGUGGAAUUUCAAAUUGAUGGAUGUCCGCAACUGCUUAUGGCUUCACUCACAGUUCCUGCAAUUUGUCGAUUGAGGAUGAUGGAUUUUGGUAAACUGCAGUUGCAAAUGGCAGGUUGUGACUUCACAGCUCUUCAAACUUCAGAAAUUGAAAUUUUAGAUGUGUCUCAGUGGAGUCAACUUCCAAUGGCACCACACCAGCUCUCAAUUAGAAAAUGUGAUUAUGUGGAGUCUCUGCUAGAGGAGGAAAUCUCGCAAACCAACAUACAUGAUCUGAAAAUCUAUGACUGUAGUUUUUCUAGAUCCCUACACAAAGUUGGUUUACCCACUACACUGAAAUCACUAGUCAUCUAUGAGUGCUCGAAAUUAGAGAUUCUCGUACCUGAGUUGUUCAGAUGCCAUCUCCCAGUCCUUGAAAGUCUAAUCAUCAAUCGUGGUGUUAUCGAUGAUUCUCUCUCGUUAUCCUUCUCAUUAGGCAUCUUCCCCAAGUUGACUCAUUUCAGAAUCCUUAAUCUUAAGGGGCUUGAGAAGCUCUCCAUUUUGGUUUCAGAGGGUGAUCCCACAUCAUUAUGUUCCCUGUUUCUAGAUGGUUGCCCUGAUCUUGAAUCUAUCGAAUUGCACGCUCUCAACUUGGAGUCUUGUUCGAUUUAUAGGUGCUCCAAGCUCUGGUCGUUGGCACACGCACACUCAUCUGUACAGGAGUUGAAUUUAGGGUCUUGUCCAGAAUUGUUGUUUCAGAGAGAGGGUUUGCCUUCCAACCUACGUAAACUUGAAAUUACCGAUUUCACGCCCCAGGUGGAGUGCGAUUUGCAAAGGCUGACCUCUCUUACUCAUUUCACAAUCAACGGUGGAUGUGAAGACAUUGAAUUAUUUCCCAAGGACUGUUUGCUGCCCUCUUCUCUGACUUCUCUUCAAAUUGUAGAGCUUUCGAAUCUCAAGUCUCUUGACAGCAGGGGUCUUCAACAACUCACCUCUCUUCUACAAUUACAGAUCAGAAACUGCCCAGAGCUCCAGUUCUCGACAGGAUCGGUUCUUCAACACCUUAUCUCUCUAAAACGAUUAGAAAUUGAUGGAUGCUCGAGGCUCCAAUCAUUGACAGAAGUGGGUCUUCAGCACCUCACCUCUCUUGAAAUGUUGUCGAUCGAAAACUGCCCAAUGCUCCAAUCCUUGACAAAAGUGGGUCUUCAACACCUCACCUCUCUUGAAAGUUUGGGGAUCAAUUACUGCCCAAUGCUCCAAUCCUUGACAAAAGUGGGUCUUCAACACCUCACCUCUCUUAAAACAUUAGGGAUCUAUAACUGUCGUAAGCUCAAAUACUUGACAAAAGAGAGACUUCCAGACUCCCUCUCUGAUCUGUACAUCUACAAAUGUCCUUUACUGGAAAAACGGUGUCAAUUUGAGAAAGGGGAAGAAUGGCGUUAUAUAGCUCACAUUCCAAAAAUAACGAUCAAUUAUGUGUUAUAUUAAUCAAAGUGCCACUCCGCCAAUAUAGAGUCAGUGUUCAUUGUAAGUAAUCAGGAUGAGCAUAGAAGAUUUCUUAUGAUAAACAAAGUUUCGAUUAUGACCAUGGAAGAAACAUGUAAGCAGCUUGCAGUGAUUGGGCGGCCAUGUAAAAUGUGCUCUAACCAAGUGGAAUUCUGCAAAAGGAAGUGGAAUAUGAAGAAAGAUAGAUUGUCAGAUUUUCCCUGUAGAGGAAGGGAGAUUCCUGGGUGCUCAACACUUGAUGCUCAUUGCUCUGUUCAAGAAGACUAAGAAACUCAAGAGGAUCAGUUUCAGCCAUGUCAAAAGCAAAAGGAAAAGCUGAAGCUGAAGAUAUCAUGUAUAAAAACAGAGGAAUUUCCAUUGAAACUAGUCCAAAUGAUGGUACUUUUUGUCACCCAGCUUCUUCAGAAAUUGCUGCUUGGCCCAUGGCAAGGUUAACAAUCCCCUCAACUGUGAAACAGUUUUUGAUGAGGUUGGCUAAUGAUCAAAUUCCACCAGUUCACUAUGAUUUAUACUGUAACAUGAUCAUAUGUAUAAACCCUGAAGUUCUUAUAUAAAUGCUGAGAAUCUUCCAUUGGGCCCUAAUGGAUUAUGGAAGUUGUGUGAUUUUGGAAGCACCUCCACCAAUCAUAAGCACUUUAAGAAGCCUGAAGAAAUGGGCAUUGAAGAAGACAAUAUCAGAAAGUACAGCUCCCGAGGUUGAAUGGAAAACUAUGUUUUUUGAUAAGUUAGUGCUUUUGGUUGAAAAAAUGUCGACUCCCAGUUUCUUCCUUUUCCUGUCCUAGAUGUGGGGAUUUGUUUAGGAGGAAACCUAUAAAUGAGAAAGUAGACAUUUGGGUUUUCUUCUCGUAACAGCACAGAGAAAAGAUUGAAGCAACAGACUGGGAACUCCAGCAAAGAAAAUCCGUUUCCCCUGGCCCAGACUCUAAUCUUUGGCAGGCUUUCUCUGAGGCAGGUGCCCAGACAACAAUAGCAAGUCUGUUAGGACCCGAAAUGGCCAUCACAACAAACCAGCCACAGAAGGAACUUCUGGCCCUGAAACUUGGGGUUUUGGAACAGAGAGUUUUACAGCCACCCCUGCUGCCGGCUCUAAUAUUUCCAGACCCUCCAUUGGAGGCAAUAAUGCCCAGCUGUUUGUUGACUCAAAGAAGAUUGAGGGCAAGCUGGCUACUCAACCUGCUGAAUGGGCUGGUUUCUAACUUAUUUGGUGAGGUUGUAUCAUCCUGGGCACUUCUGGCCAUAAGAGAUGAGAAUAGGUAAAAAAGCAAAACAGAAAGGGAUUCAUGGCUUUCUGGGCAUGAUUAUGCUUGUCUUGAGCCCAAACAACAUCCACUGUCUCUUAAGACCAUAAAUGGUCAUCAUAACAUUUUAUUUGGUAUUGAAGUGGUGUCAGGUAGAGGGGUGGAUUCUUCAUCCUGGUUUUAUGUUACUGUUUUUAGAAAAUUAUUAGUCAAAUGAGUUUUUGGACUGUCUUUAACUAUUUUCGACUAUUUUUCCAUAUCUUAUCUUAGAUCUAAAUGCAUUAGUUGGACAAUAGAAUGGUGGUUACUUAUCUAACAGAUGUUGCUUUACUAGACCAUGGGUGGGCUCUCUUACCAAUUCUUAUCUUUAGAAGGGCUUCUAUAUAUAAACUUUUAGCGUUUCAUUGAUGUUUUUAAUCUUAUUGCAGAAUGAAAGAAAACUCAACCCUCUCAUCCUUAAUUCAGAACCAUCUAAAGCCUGGCCAUGGAAUAAGCUCAAGCCUUUCUGUACAGAGCAGCUGGACUCUCUCAAAUUUUUUAUUUGUAAAUAUCCAAAGGUGACUUUUCCCAGUGGGGGAAUUGGAGGAAGGGGAGAUUCCUGGGUGCUGAACUAUUGAUGUUCAUUGCUCUGUUCAAGAAGAACAAGAAACUAUUGAACCCCGGCAUUGAGCUGAUGCUUCACAAUGUGUUAUUAUAAGAGACAUAGGCUGCCCGAGUUGUCUGAAUAUACCCCAUAGUCCCUCUGAUGCCUGUACACAAGUCCUUGGGCGCCUCCAGAAAGGAACCUUGAUAAAGAGCCAUUGUGCAUAAAAAAAAAACACCAGUAUUCAGUGUUCACCCUCACAACAGUAACGCAGCUAGUGUCCUUGAUUCUUAUGACAGUGCCAAAGGCUUCUACCAUCGCUUGUACUCAGGAUUCUGUGAUAAAGCUGCAGAUUUUUGAGGUUCAAGCAGUAGAAAACUAGAGAAAUUGCAGCCAGAGAAAUGAAGAAGAAGAACACAGAGGGGCCUAAGAGGACUGAGAGUAUUAGAAUUGCUUUAUUUUGGUUGCCUCUGCCUGAAGUUAGUUCACUGGACUUCAAUAUCUUGAUUAGAGCACUUCUGGAAACAGCAGUUUGAUCCAACCUCCCAUUUGAAAGAGGUAAGUCUUUUCCUCCAACAGCUUCCAGUUCCAUUUGGAAACCUCAGGUCCUCAUAAAUAGCAACUGCACAGUAGGCUCCAACACCAAUCCCUGGGUUGGCAAUAUGGUAUUAGUCGGGUGCUUGAAGCUCUCCCAUACACUGGUAUGCAAUUUCCAUCUCCAAGCAUGGCACCAUGCACUGGUUCGCUGCUCACAUUACCAGUCUGUCUUCCACAUAUCUUAGCCUCUAGAGAACAAGCCGUCUAUUGGUGGUAAGCCCAACUUUUGAUCCUCUUGGCACCGGUUAACUUCCAUUUGCAGUCCAGAUAGCAAGAAGGAAUAAGUCCACUUCACUUGGAGAGGGUUGGAAUCCAAAUGCAAAAUCACCAGAAAGGCAAAGCCCAUGUGGAGUUUUCAUCAGUGGCAUAGAGAGAUGAACCCAAGCUUAUAUUACUGUAAGCUUGGCUGAUGAGUAACAAGUAGAGGUAGAGAGACAAUGUAUGUAAGUUAUUAUGUGAAUAACUGGUCACCUGACUGCUUUCUCUGCAUGUUGAUUCAGUUGAAAGAGACUAGCGAAUAUUAUUUUCUUCUAUAAUUGAACAUUCUCCUGUAAUUGAAUAGUGUUAAAGCAAUUUUUUUUUCUUCUUCAACAAA
Molecule: messenger RNA, 7433 nt
Organism: Vitis vinifera (wine grape)
Lineage: Eukaryota; Viridiplantae; Streptophyta; Magnoliopsida; Vitales; Vitaceae
Product: putative disease resistance RPP13-like protein 1
Exons: 11
Coding region: 228-1262 (344 amino acids)
Biological process (GO): defense response to other organism
Molecular function (GO): ADP binding
Source: RefSeq, a predicted model, not a curated record